This is a messenger RNA of Carya illinoinensis, 795 nucleotides long. RefSeq names its product GDSL esterase/lipase LTL1-like. The record is from RefSeq and is a predicted model, not a curated record. The transcript has 4 exons. The coding region runs from base 1 to 795 and encodes 264 amino acids. Lineage: Eukaryota; Viridiplantae; Streptophyta; Magnoliopsida; Fagales; Juglandaceae. Gene Ontology annotation, molecular function: hydrolase activity, acting on ester bonds.
AUGGCAGCAAACUCUAUACGAAGCUCAGACGCAGCAAAAUGGAUCUCUAUACGCACUGCAUCGAUCACUGUUGAUUUUUUUACACCAAAUGGCGGGAAACAGAAUGUGAUUCCAUUGACAGAGCAAAUACAGCAGUUUGCGAGUGUUCACGGCUCUCUUAUGGCUGCAAUGGGUCCCGUACCAACCCUAAGGUUUCCUUCCAAGUCUUUGCUCUUCAUUAGCAUUGGCAGCAAUGAUAUCUUCGAAUAUUACCAUUACAACAAUAAAUUAUCAAAGGAAUGUUUCUUGGCCAAUUUACGAUUCGCUUACGAGAACCAAUUAAAGGUUCUACUCGAACUGGGAGCAAGGAAGUUUGGGAUUAUAAGCGUCCUGUCAAUUGGCUGUUGUCCAUCUCAGAGGCUCUAUAGUCCUAACGGGGAUUGUUUGGAGGAGCUGAACGACCACGCAAGAGCUUUUCACACAAAGAUUAAGUCAAUCUUGUGCAGGCUCAGCGAAGAAUAUCAAGGCCUGAAGUACUCACUUGGAAACGCGUACGAGAUAACAAUUAAUGUCAUAGACAACCCACUUCCAUUCAAUUUUACGAACAUGAAGACUGCAUGUUGUGGAGCUAGGAGGCUCACUGCAGAAUCCAUUUUCAAUCCAAAAGCAAAUCUUUGUCCGAGUCGCGAUAUUUACCUGUUCUGGGAUUUGUUCCACCCAACAGAGGCUGGUGCUCAGCUGGCAGCAGUAACGCUCUUCUACGGUCCCACAAGAUUUGUAGCCCCUAUCAACUUUUCUCAAUUGGCCCGGGCGUAG